ACGAACUCCGAUCGUCUGCACUCAAGGUUGCAUGUGUUUUAAAUAUGUUUAUCAAAGUUGUGGUGCUUUAGUUUUCACAAGAAUAUAACUUGUUCUGACCACAAUGUUUGGGUCAAAGCGUUCUGGGAUUCCAGUUGCUGGCUCYGGUGUUAAGUCUAGCAUUCCUGUWGUCAAAAAGACAACUCGACCAAGCCAAGCUAUAAACAACAAUGCCAAGUCAAGCAUUCCUAGCUCGGCUAAAGGGAAAUCAAGCCCUGAACGACGAAGUACUUCUCCUUUGCAGGCUUCUAAAAUGUCUGAUUUAUCUGGUGAUCCCAAAAUCUUAAAGACAAAAAUCCUUGACUUACAGCAAAAACUUGAUGAGAAGGAAGAAGCUCUGAAUGAGCUGAGUAGUAAGUUAGCCAUGAAGUCUGAAGAAUGUGGAGAUUUGAUUGAAGAAAGAGACACAUUGAGAAAGAGAAAUUCUGUUGACCUUCAACAGAUCACUAAGGAUUACAUGGAAUUACAAGAAAGAUUUAAAGAAGAGCAACGCAAAACUUCUGAAAUGGAYAAAAACUACAAAGAGGAGCAAGAGCACCUGCAACUGGAGCUCGAUGUAUCAAAAGGAGAACAUGAACUUGAACUUUCUAUGCUUAGAAAAGAAAUCAUUGACAUUAGAAACAAAAGUCAGCAAAGAGGAAUACCACUUGAUGUCGAGACAGARCGUCUMAAGGAUAAUUAUGAAAGUGAGAUUCAAUAUUUGAAAGAUCAGCUGCAAGAGCAAAUCACUAAAACUCACGAUGCUACGGAGAAAUUGGAACAACAGGAAUUUGAGCUUCUUGAAUUGAAUGAAACAAAACGACAAUACCAACGGCAAAUUGAAGUUAUUGCAGCYGAACAUCAAGCUGAAUUAUCAAAUAUGAAAGCCUUUUAUGAAAGUAAUAAAGACAAAAAUGUUGAUGACUCUUUAGAAGACACUCGUAAAGAACAUGAAGUAUAUAWCAAAACGUUGAUGGAGCAACAUGGUGCAGACGUAGAGAAGCUUAAAUUAYAAUUAAACGAAGAGAAUUCAAUAAAAGAGAAAGAAAUAGCCUUMCGGAAAGAGUGUGAGGAAAGGAUCAAAACAUUAGAAGAGGAAUUGGCACAGAGCUCUGACAAAAAUGUWGCAGAUUUAGAGAAACUUCAACAACAACAUAAGGAAGACAUCGAAAGUUUGAAGAUCCACCAUGAAAACGAAAUCCAGAGAAUUAAUCUUGAGCAAAAGUCAGAAAGUGAGAAGGAUACAAGCAGAAGCUCGGAGAAUGAACUCCAGGUAAAGAGACAACUAGAAGCAUGUGAGCACGAAAUUCGCAGCCUAAAGGCAGAACUGAAGAAGGAACGUUUGGACUUUACAGAAGCUCGAGAAAUGUUAGAAAAUAACAUAACUGACAUGGAACAAGAAAUGAAAGAAAGAGAAGAAAAAGUGAGAUGGGAAUUAAAGGAGGAGCACAAGUAUGAAUUAGAAAARUUAGUCGAUGAACACGAACAAGCUUUACAKGAAAAACAAAAAGCACAUAAACAAGAAAUAGCAGAACUUAAGAAGAACUAUGAAGCACAACUUGCUGGAUCCAGUGAAGAAGGGAACGCCAUAAAAGCCGCUUUAGACCAACAGAAUGACAUGCACCAAAAAGAACUAGAAGAAAUGAGGAUGAAAUACGAUAAUGAGAUCGAAAAUCUCCAAGAAACACUAGAAAGUUUGCAGCUAGAACACGAAGAAUUACAAACUGAAUACGACCUCGUGGUGAACGAUUUAGAGGGUGAACUUGAGACGACGAAACUUAAAGUAAAGGGAGGUCAUGACCGAAGAAGGAACUCUCGAGAACUUGUGGAAAGUUUAGGAAAGCUUAAAACCCAAAAUGAAGAGCAUGUGCAGCACCUUACAUCAGAGUUAAAAAAAGCGCAGACAAUUAUAUCUUCUCUGGACAGUGAGAUAGCGACGCUGAAAAUGAAGGAAAAGACAUCUUUAGAACAUUUAGAGAAAGUAACAAAACUCGAAGCGCUUGUGAAAGAACUGGAACUUGGUAGUAAUAACCAAGAUGAACUCAUGAAAGAGCUUAGCGAGAGUAAAUCAUCGAAUGAAAAACUUCAGAAUGAAUUGGAUGAAAUCCGCGGGGUGAACUUGAAGCUGCAAACGGAAGUAGAUGGUUUCAAGAAAGAAAAAGACUCGGAAAUUGUCAUUUUGGAAAGUCGAAUUUCMGAAUUAACACAGCAGUCAUCUCAAUUYGAAAAAGACAAGGAAAACGCACAGCAGCGACUUGAAAAAGAAAUUGAAAGAUUCGAAAAUGAAAUGGAAAAACUACGACAAGAAAAAGACCAAGAAAUCGGUGAACAAAGGAAUGAAUACAAUGAAAAGAUAUCUAAUUUGGAAAGGUCCAAUGGCGAGCUUAAAUAUGAAAGUGAGCUACUGGAAAGUGAAGUGCAGCAAUUACGAGARGAAGUGAAUGACUUACGAGCUUCUUCCAAAUCAGAUUCUCAUAUCAUUGCGAAUGAAAAUUUUGACAUUUGCGCCGAAAGCGUCGAGAUGAUUGGCAACGAAGCUCCAGAGGCUACCGAGGAAUUGAAACAUGACCAAAGCAUGAAAGCAAUUGUGGAAGAAUUUGAAAYUAAGAUAGAAGAAUUGCAGAAACAACUMACCAAAGCAAAUCACGAGCUAACGUCGAAAAGCAGUAGACUCGAGUCGUUCACAUCGGAGAUGAACGUCUUACGUGAGAACCUUGAGAACGAAAGGACAAUGGUGCAAAAUCUAGAGGACAGGUACCAAAAGGUGRUGCAAAAUCGCGAUUUAGAAAUUGAAAAGAUAAGAAAAAAGUACGAAAGCGGAGCUGAGCAAUCUGCUUAUAAAAGUGCUGACCGCGAAGCUCAGAUUAAACAAGAAUGCGAUAGCCAAGUCGAAACCGUYAGAAGCGAGCUUGAGAAUGUUAAUGAACAGAAUCAGAAGCUUAUCAUUGAYGUUGAUGAUUUACGCAGAGAAUUAGAUGGCCUUGGACAGCAGRUGUUGCAGCAAGAUGCCAAACACGUCUCGGAAACUAUCAAGCAAGCUGAGGAAAGUCGACAGAAAGUUUCCAAUCUCGAGGAAGAGGUAGAUAGUUUAAGAGAUAGACUGCAGAGUGCUAAGUCAAAUCUUGAAGACGAACGAUCAGAACACGAACGAAAAGCGAAAGAAACAGAGUUUUUAGUCCAACAGCUGAAACAAUCCGAGUCAAACAGCAAUCGCGUUCAGGAUCUGAUCGAUGAGGUCCAGAAAUUGCAAGAUGAAAAUCGCUCRCUUCGCUCAGAGCUCACAACCAAYAAAGAAAAGUUCUCCCGACAGAUAGAGAAAUUCAAGAAGGAAGGUCGAACCAAGACAGCUGAAAUCGAAAGCCUUGCUGCUAUGGUCGAUUCUGAGAGGAAUUCYUAUAAAGAAAAGAUUGAGCAGUUUGAAAAUGAGCUAAAGAAGAGAGACGAUGAAGUGAAGACMUUGAGUGCAAUGCUGGAAAAGGAACAGGCAAACCACGAGCAAACAAUACGAGAUACCCAAAGACACAUUGGUAAACUUACAGAUUUGGAAACUAAAAARGAUGAAUUUGAUCGAGAAAACGUUGUGCUGAAGGCAGAAACAAACGAGCUAAAAUCAAAGAAUGAAGCAAUGGAACAAGAAACCAUCAAGUUAGAAACAAAGCUAAGAGAAAUGAAAGCUGAGCUGUCCAAAGUGAAUAAAGACAAUGACYAUCUCUUGAAUCGRAGCAAGAAAAUGGCAAUGGACGACAUGGAGCAAGUUCACAAACUUAACCGUUCGCUUACCCAGGCAGAGAUGCACAAAGAAAAACUUCUUGGUGCUGUUGAGAACUCUAAACAAGAACUCCAGAAAACGCAAGAAAAAUACCAAAAAACUAAGGAUAAAUUAAAGACMGUGACUCAAAAAUGGCASAAAGAUCACAGUAAGUUAGAAGAAAUCUUACUGAGCCCUCGAGUUGAGAUGGGUCUGCAGACAAGUCUCAUUGAACCAGAAGAGCUAGAGACCACGAAGAGUCAGCUAUCAAACUCAAUAAAAAGAAACGCAAUGCUAGAGGAAGAGUUAAAAGGUUCCAAGCAAGGCUUAAGUGAAUUUAAAAYUGACAUUCAAGCUAUGAAACGUGCAAACAACGUCCUAAUCAAGCAAAAUCAGGUUCUUUACCUUGAAACCGAAUCUCUAAAGAAAACUGUGGAUGAACUCARUGAAAAAGCUGAUCAACUAAGGCAAGUUUCUCUGAAGCUUUCUAGCGACAACGAGAAUUUUCAACAAGAAAACAGUACCUUAAAAGAAAAGCUUGAGACGACAGAGUUGCAGCUUAGCCAAAUCGAGGGCGAGAGACAUUCCUUUGACGCUCUAAGCAAAAGCUCGCAGUUUGAACUCGAAGAGCAGAAAUCAACUUGUCAAAAAAUCGAGCAUGAAAACGAUCAGUUGAAAAGCCAAAAUGAGUUUCUUUUGUCGCAAGCAAAACGACUGCAAACCAAGGUUGAUGAGCUCGAAGGCUGUGAGAAGCAGCUAAAGAAUGACUUGUUAGCGAAGGAAGUUGAACUCCUUAAAAAAGAGAAAAUGAUUUCUGAAGUAAAGUCCAAAAGUGAAGCUCUAAUGGUGUCAGACCAAAGCUUGCAGAGUUUACAAAGGGUACCCUCAAUCAACGGGUCUUCUGGCCACCUCCAUGUCCCUCAAAGUAACGAAACUGAGAUAACUGCAUCUCAAMCUUUAGAGUCAAGUGUUGCUCCUUUGACGUUCAGUAAUGGYAAAGAUGGUGAUAGUGGCUACGUUGGACUGAAGAGUUACCAGGUCAUUGAAUGGGAUGUAAAGAAGAAACCUGAAUCAGAUAUUCUGACAAAAACAGCACCUUUUGACACUCCUCCACUGACAAAAAUCAGACAACUGGAGUUUGAUUCUAGUAAUUAUCUUGGCUCUGCUUAUUGGGACACGAUGAAUCUUUUAAAAAGUAUGAAAUCAGGAAAAUAGAGAUAUCACUUCCAUAAUUGAAUGCCACACCUAUUCUAGUGGAAAGUCAUUUGUAAUAAUAUAUUUUUAUAUUUUUURAAWUUCUUGUAUAUUUUAAGAAAUCAAAAAUUCAAGUCUAGUGCUUGGUAUACCUUUUUCAGGAUUUUUUAGAAUAAAGUGUGUUAACUUUA
Exaiptasia diaphana is the source of this 5151-nucleotide messenger RNA. RefSeq names its product golgin subfamily A member 4. The transcript has 4 exons. The record is from RefSeq and is a predicted model, not a curated record. Lineage: Eukaryota; Metazoa; Cnidaria; Anthozoa; Actiniaria; Aiptasiidae. Bases 104 to 4981 code for a protein of 1625 amino acids.